Messenger RNA from Trematomus bernacchii (emerald rockcod), 1417 nucleotides. RefSeq lists its product as uncharacterized. The transcript is spliced from 6 exons. The record is from RefSeq and is a predicted model, not a curated record. Bases 1 to 1293 code for a protein of 430 amino acids. Gene Ontology annotation, cellular component: cytoplasm. Lineage: Eukaryota; Metazoa; Chordata; Actinopteri; Perciformes; Nototheniidae.
AUGCCAAACCAGUUUCCUCCGCUUACAUCUGCAGAUAUCACCUUGAAUUCCAGUGUCAUUGUGUUGCUGGCAGGCACUGCUGUGAUGACCACACCCAAAAUGCCAGCUGCUGCGAAGGCUCGGUGCCCUCUGGUUUUGAGCCUGGUCUUGGGCACGAUCAGCAGCAGCUGGUCAGCAGACCUUAAAGCUGAAGAUGACUUUGAUGUGCCGCCUGGGGUUAUCCAACUUCAAGCGCUCUCUACACCAUUUGAUAAUAGAAAGUACAUCAUGUACCAUGGCACUACCAGGGCCAUUGCUCAAUCAAUCCAGGCCACAGGUUUUCGCCCUUCCCCAGACGGGAUGCUCGGCCGCGGCAUCUACCUCAGCAGAGACCUGCUGAAAGCUAGCCGUUAUCCCAUUGAUCACCCAGAGCAUGACAGGGCCGUCAUUAAGGUUUUGGUCAACGUAGGGAAAGUGAUCGCCAUCAGAAAAAAAGACCAUCCAAGACAGAAGACCUGGCACGACUUAGGCUUCAACACCGCCUGGGUGCCCCCCAACUGUGGGAUGGUGAAGAGCGGUUUGGAGGAGGAUUGUGUCUGGGAUCCUUCUCGAAUUUCAAUCCUUAAAAUCAUCGACCCCAAACCAGUCCAAACCUAUGGUGGAUGGGGCUACAUGUGUAAUCUCCUAUAUACCGCCUUAGAUUCCCACGUCAUUGGCAGGCACUGCUGUGUUGACCACACCCACAAUCUUGAAGGUGCUUAUAUAAGGCAGAGUGAGCUCACAGCCUUCACACUUGGUGGAACGAAGGGAAGUGAUACUGACACCAACAUGCAGUACAGCUGGGCUGAAGAUGACUUUGAUGUGCCGUCUGGGGUUGGCCGACUUGGGCUCUCUGCGCCAGUUGAUAAUAGAAAGUACAUCAUGUACCAUGGCACUACCAGGGCCAUUGCUCAAUCAAUCCUGGCCAAAGGUUUUCGCCAGUCCCCAGACGGGAUGCUUGGCUGCGGUGUCUACCUCAGCAGAGACCUGCUGAAAGCUAGCCAUUAUCCGAUUAAUCACCCAGAGCAUGACAGGGCUGUCAUUAAGGUUUUGGUCAACGUAGGGAGAGUGAUCGCCAUUAAUCGCCAACGCCAUCCAAAUCAGAAGACCUGGCACGACUUAGGCUUCGACACCGCCUGGGUGCCCCCCAACUGUGGGAUGGUGAAGAGCGGUUUCGAGGAGGAUUGUGUCUGGGAUCCUUCUCGAAUUAAAAUCCUUAAAAUCAUCGACCCCAAACCAGUCCAAACCUAUGCGGGUGCACGUGGCUACAUGUGAGCCCUAUGAGCUGUAACCCAUUUAUUUUGUAUGUUUAAACCUUUUGAUACAAAGUAAAUUACUUUUGCAUUUUGUAACUGUGUCAUUGUUACAUGGAAAAAUAAAUGGUUCAUAUUAAAUCUGA